Messenger RNA from Akanthomyces muscarius, 1593 nucleotides. RefSeq lists its product as uncharacterized. The record is from RefSeq and is a predicted model, not a curated record. The coding region runs from base 1 to 1593 and encodes 530 amino acids. The transcript has a single exon. Gene Ontology annotation, biological process: regulation of DNA-templated transcription. NCBI's taxonomy places the organism in Eukaryota, Fungi, Ascomycota, Sordariomycetes, Hypocreales, Cordycipitaceae. Gene Ontology annotation, molecular function: zinc ion binding; DNA-binding transcription factor activity, RNA polymerase II-specific.
AUGGUCAAUCGCGGACGGUCAAAGGGUUGCGUCACCUGUAAGCAACGACGGGUCAAAUGCGACGAGACUCGACCCGAGUGCGGCCACUGUCGACGGCUAGGUCUGCGCUGUGGAGGGUACGAGACCAAGUGCGCCCGGCGCCUGAAGUUCAAGGACCAGAAUCACAAAUUUUUCAGCGAGAAAUCCGAGCGCCAGCCUAGCCCGUCUCAAGCACUGGUGCCUGUAUCUUGUCCGCGGACCAUUGCCGACCCAGACAGUGCCGUCGCUUUCUACUUGGGGCAGUACGCUGGCAAGGGCCGAGAGACGGCGUCUGCGCGGGGAUUCUUCGAGGUGCUCAUUCCGACGUAUAACGCGCAGCCGGAAAACUCGCCUCUUUCACUUGCCCUGCGCGCGACGGCGACAAAAGUGCUGUCCUUGUGGCGCCAUGGCCCCAAGGGCCUCGCUUUGCCACAGACGGCGUACGCGGAAGCCGUAAGCCGCGUCCGCCAGGCUGUGCAAGACGAUGUCGAGAGGCAGAAUCCGGCCACGAUCAUGGCAAUUGUUGCUCUGCAGCUAUGCGAAAGCAUCGCCGCCGUGUUCAAUCUCCGCCCGGCGUCAAAGGUCCACCAGAGCGGUGCCGUGUCGUUGCUGCCAUACCUAACAACGGGCAGUAACGCAAGCGCUGGAGAAUAUAUUAGGCGAUUCGUGGUUCAUACGGAGAUUGCCUCUGCGAUACGGGAGAAGAAGCCGCUGCCUGGCAUGUUCAUCACUUCCACCGCCCGUGGCAGCAACCCUAGUUCCGUCUUGGACGCCAUCGGGGCAGAGGUGGCUCUCUUGCAAGCCAGCCAUGCGCAGCUAGAGCAGCAAAUUAAGGCCCCGGUCGAGCUUCAGUAUAUUCUCACAAACCAAAUACAAGAAGCAAAGCGAAUCGAGAAUAAACUCUUAACUUGGGAGCAGCUUGUGCCGGAGCAUUGGAGGCCACUGAGGCUGCCCAGAAAAGAGUUUGAUUCAUCUAUUUCAGCGUAUCAGGAUGUGUGCGAAGUUUACACGUCUUGCCAAAUUGCAACAAUUUGGAACCUCUGGCGCGUCCAAAGACUGAUACUGGCGGCCGUUAUUGCAGACUCGCAUACCAGACUCCGAAAUUACGACCUCAAGACUCCGAGUCAACAGGCCAACGAGACGGCAGCAGCCCAAGAGCUAGUCGACGGCAUAUGCUACAGUGUGCCAUUCUAUCUCGGCAAUCGAUGCAGGCCCAUGUCCUUACGAGACUUCACGGAUGCCUCUAUACUUUACCCCAGUGGUACCGUGCUGCAUCUCGACACGAGCCACAUUAUAGCCCAGGGCCCAUGGAAUAUCCUGAGCCCGCUGAGCCGACUGCUGGCGCUCUUUUCCGACGGAUCAGGACAGUCGAUUGCGGUACUUCUCAGGACGGGCCAGAUUACAUGGAUCAGAGAACAGUUUCUGCGAGUCACUAUACUGCUCCACGUCGCGUUCGCGCACGGCAAGGGGUAUUCGCCGGAUAGCGGCUCAUUGAUUGCUCAAUACACGGAAGAAGAGACGGAGAAGUUGAUGAAACUGGUGAGGAGCGGACUAAGAUUCACGAGUGGCUCCUAG